Pteronotus mesoamericanus is the source of this 943-nucleotide messenger RNA. Its product is annotated as NADH-cytochrome b5 reductase 2. The record is from RefSeq and is a predicted model, not a curated record. The transcript has 9 exons. Gene Ontology annotation, molecular function: oxidoreductase activity; FAD binding. Bases 26 to 943 code for a protein of 305 amino acids. NCBI's taxonomy places the organism in Eukaryota, Metazoa, Chordata, Mammalia, Chiroptera, Mormoopidae.
GCCCUGCCGGCGGCCGCACGUCAACAUGUUCGGCGCCUUAUUCCGGGACCCAUCCCUGCUCCUUACCAUCUCCGUCAUUGGGGUUACGGUACUUCUCUUGGCCCUGAAGAACAUGAACUCAAAGAGGAGACAUCCUAUCACCUUACAGAACCCUGAAAUCAAGUACUUGCUGCCCUUGAUUGAGAAAGAGCAAAUCAACCACAACACCCGGAGGUUCCGCUUUGGACUGCCCUCACCAGACCACGUUUUAGGGCUUCCUGUAGGCAACUAUGUCCAUCUCUUGGCCAACAUUGAUGAUGUUCUGGUGAUCAGGGCAUACACACCGGUGUCCAGUGAUGAUGAUCAAGGCUUUGUGGACUUAAUUAUAAAGAUCUACUUCAAAAAUGCACACUCUAAUUAUCCAGGCGGAGGGAAGAUGACCCAGUACUUGGAGAACAUGAAAAUUGGGGACACCAUUCUUUUUCGAGGGCCAGUUGGGCGCCUGUUCUAUCAUGGGCCAGGGAAGUUUUCGAUCAAAGCACACAACACAAGCAAGCCUGAAGACAAACUGGCCAGUCACCUGGGAAUGAUUGCUGGGGGCACAGGGGUCACGCCCAUGCUGCAGCUCAUUCGCCACAUCACCAAGAACCCCAGGGACAGGACCCGGAUAUCCCUCCUCUUUGCCAACCAGACGGAGGAGGACAUCCUGAUGAGAAAGGAGCUUGAAGAAGUUGCCAGAACUCACCCAGAUCGGUUCAACCUGUGGUACACCCUGGACAGGCCUCCUGUUGGCUGGAAGUACAGCUCUGGCUUCAUUACUGCCGACAUGAUCAAGGAGCACCUCCCUGCGCCGGGGACGUCCACGUUCAUCCUGGUGUGUGGCCCACCCGCCCUGAUCCAGACAGCCGCUCACCCCCACCUGGAGAAACUGGGUUAUACCAACGACAUGAUUUUCACCUUCUAA